AUGAGUGAUAACUUCAAAUUAAGUGAGAAUGACCCUAAGUUAUCUUAUAGAGGUCCUAUCUAAAAUAAAAAUAAGCAAUCUCUUCCUUAGUUGCCCGAGUUUUCUAUGGACAUUCCAAAAGAUGAUCUCAGUUAAACUUCUAACAGUGAAGAUGAAAAAUUGAAUGUUAGCAACACCUAUGAUCUUUCUGCAAGUGCGAUGAUAAGAAAAAAAAGCUAUCGAUUUAUGAGUAUUAUUGAGUAAAAAAGUGAAGAUAAAAAGUCACUUGCAAAUGGAGUCUAAGGGAUUAAAAAUGGACAAAAUAAGAUUUCAGUAUUAUAGGAUAUCAAUAAGGAUCAACUAAAGAGCAUCCAAGGCAGUACUAAAGUGUAGACAGGAUAUAAUACACACAGAGAGAUUAUAUAAACUGCAAAUAGCAAAUAACCUACAGCCCUCGCUUAGUAUACUGCGAUUAAUAAUAAACAAAAAUUAAGCUCAAAUAAAAAUGCAAUAAAUGCUGAUAAAUAGGUUAGAGGUAAAAUGAAUAAUGAUAAUGCAGUGCAACAAAUAAAUAAAAAUUAACCUUAAGAGAAUCUUAAGUAGGCUAUUUAAUUCGAAAAAAAGUCAACAAAAAUAUCUAAUGGUUUUUCUAAUGUCCUAAAUAAUGUGGAUAACUCAAGUAUCCAUUAAAACAAUCAAGCAAAUUAAUAAUCUGAGGAUGAAAAAAAUUUACUACAUAUGCUAGGCUAAAAAGCCCCUAUAUAAAAUAAGAAUGAUGAAAUUAGAUUGCAUAAUAUUAAUAGAGUCUCAGAUAUUAAGAAAGCAAGUCAUCAAACUUCAAGAUCUAACAUAAUCUUCAAAUCUUUUAAUGAUAACAAUAUUUUUAAGGGAAGAGAAGCCGGAUAAAUUAAUCAAAAUGAGUAUGGAUAGUAGUAGUUUGAAGUUGAAAAUGAAUACUUUUAAGAUGACAAAGAUAUUCUCAAUGAUUUAAAAAGAGACAUUGAUAAUGUUCUACUUAGUUCAAUUGAUCACAGUGUAGCAACUAAAAUGAAUUAACUACAGAAAAAAAUGAAAAAUGAAAACCAGUUUAACCAACCAAAUAACAAGAAUCUUGAGCAUUUCUUUGGAGAUCAAUACUCGGAUCUGACUAUGAGAGAAAAUUAUUCAGGCGUAGAUUAAUCGAUGAAGAGUUUUAUGAGUAUAGUGAAAAAAGGAGACAAUAAGCUAAAUCUCUCAGAUUUCAAACUCAAGUAAAGUGAUAAAUCAUUUGUAGAUCAAUUAGGAAAACAUAUUUAAAAGCUCAUUGAUAAUGCUAGCAAAGGAGAUAUAAUUGAACUGCCAGCUUAAACUAUCAGAGUUAAUUCAUUAUAUAUCAGCAAACCAAUCACAUUAAUAGGCAAGCCUGGAACUGUGAUUGAAGUAUGUGGAGGUUCAAUUUUCGUUGAUUUUAACCCAAAUAGUUCUUAAAAUAAUAUGAGUCAAUCAAUCAAUCACAUCCUUAUGCAGUAGUCUAAGGAUACCUCUAUCUCUUUGAAAAGAAACGAAGUGGCAAUUAUUUAAGAGGUUCAAAUCACUUUCAAUAGAAAUAAAGCUGCUGAGGAUGCAUAACAGUAGAAAUUGGAGGUGAAAGUUUCAACUGGCAUCAUCCUUAAGAACAGAAAUCCCUCAUCAAUCAAUUAGAAUACACAUAUUUAAGAUAAAUAUGAAGGAGCUUCAAAUGUAAGCUACGAUUCUUUUUUAAAUAAGAAAAAUCAUGGGUUCUUAAGUUGCUUUAUAGUUGAAAAUGAUAGCUUUUUGGAAAUUACUGAUUGUCACAUUAUGAGUGUUAAAGAUGAAUUACAAAUAAUCAAAGAAAAAGAGUAAUUUGUGUAAGCCAAGCUUGCUGGAUAAUCUAUGAAUUUAGUAGAAUAAAACGAUAUAGAAGAUUGCUGUUUUGCAAUGAAUCUUUCAUCUAUAAUUCCAUAGCAAAGAGUAGGAGGCAAACCUGAAUUAGAAUUAUAAUCAGAAUUCGUUGGAGUUAUAUCAUUAAACUCUUGUACUAUUAGUGAUUUUCACAAUGGUAUUAUUGGUGGAUAUAACUCAAUUGUAAAUCUUGAUAAAAGUUCAAUUAUCAAUGUAAGAGGUACUGCUAUUCGUAUGAUACAUCCUAGAAUAUUCAAAAUGAGCAGUAGUGUCAUUUAAAAGUGUGAGGAAGAUGCAAUUGAUAUUAAAUUACUCUCUCCUACGGUAUCUAGAGAUAGUAAAGUCUAAGAUUAAGAACAAAGAUAGUUAACAUAUUAAAGAAAGAUACUUAUUUAGGCAAAUAGGAUUAUUUCAACAAAGAAUUAUUCAAUUAAUAUAGUUUAGAUGACUCAAGAUGUAUAUAAAGAGUAAAAAUAUAUGACUUUGAUGCUAAAUGAAAAUGCUAGCAAUAGAAAUAGUACAAAUUUCUGUUAAACAUAGCAUGUAAAUGCUUUAUUGAAAAUAUACAAUAACAAAAUUUAUGGAGCAAGCAAAGACUAAGUUUAGCUAAAGUAACUGAAAAUUAAGAAUAUUGAGAUAAAUAAAAAUGAUAUACUUAAAAACACAGGACAUGGCAUUCAUCUAAUUGAUGUUUUUCCUUAUUUGGGAGAUCCAAAAAGAGCUCUAAUAAGAAAUAAUCAAAUUUCUGAAAUAAAAAAUGGUCAUGGUCUAUUCAUAGAAAAUAGCUCUUGCCAUAUUGACCACAAUCUUAUUGCUAAGAAUAACUAGGAUGGAAUAUUCAUUACCACAAAUACGAAUAUACUUAAUCAAUAGAUAAACACAAAUAAUCAAUAGCUAUCAACAAUUCCUUCUUAUGUUAUUAUUUCAAAUACUAAAAGUGCAGAGAAUUCAGGCUGUGGACUGGCUGUUAGUGAUUUUGAGGGUUAUGUUGAGGUUAUCGAAUCUAGCUUCAAAUUCAACGAAUCGAAUGGUGUUUCUCUACAGCAAUUGAUGAAUCAUAAUUCUCUGACCACUUCAUAAAAUAUGGCUGAAACUAGCAAUAAUCAUGAAAAUAUAGUUAAUAAUCUCUAGUAAAGCAGUAGCAAUUAAGACUAGAAAAUGUUACUGGCAUUAGUAAAUAGCAAAAAGAAGUAAAACAAAAAUAUAUUCAAGAACACAAGUGUGUUAAUCUAUAGAAGUGAAUUGUGGGGCAAUAAGGGUGAUGGCAUUAAGUUAAAGUUCAUCAAGUCGCAUCUUUUAAAUUGUAAGAUUAGGUAAAAUGUGGCAGGGGCAAUCUCAAUGGAGGGGACACUGACUGAGUCACUAACUAAUAUUUAUGCUGACAGCUAGAGAACAGGAGACAUUAAAGGCAAGAUAUAUGGGGAUAUUGGGCUUUUAUAUCCUAAGAUUAUGAUUCAAGAUGAAAUUGAGCAGCUUUUAGAAAAUUUAAGGAAAAAUAUUCUCGCUAACCUAACAAGCAAAUAUGAUUUUAUAGUACUUGAUACUUAAGCCUCUGGCAAAAAUAAUGUAUCUGGCAAUACAUUCAAAGGAUGCCUAGGUUUUGGUGGAGGUGGAAAUAACAGCAGUAGAGAACAUAAUAAUAGCAACACAAGGCAGUAAAACUAAAAUUCCUAGGACUAAUUCAUGAAUGAAUAUUACCAAACAAACAGCAAAGGGUCAGGAGAUAAUAUAAACAAAUGCCUUUUUUGCAAGACUAAAACUUCUAGCCGACCUUAGAGCAGAGAGGGUAUCGCUCCAAUGCAGUUAUCUUCCCAAAAAAUUAAUAGCAGAGUGUGA
Messenger RNA from Stylonychia lemnae, 3717 nucleotides. NCBI's taxonomy places the organism in Eukaryota, Ciliophora, Spirotrichea, Sporadotrichida, Oxytrichidae. The record is from the annotation of a GenBank genome assembly.